Molecule: messenger RNA, 3775 nt
Organism: Lacerta agilis (Sand lizard)
Lineage: Eukaryota; Metazoa; Chordata; Lepidosauria; Squamata; Lacertidae
Gene: TAB3
Product: TGF-beta activated kinase 1 (MAP3K7) binding protein 3
Exons: 7
Coding region: 399-2441 (680 amino acids)
Cellular component (GO): extracellular exosome
Molecular function (GO): ubiquitin binding
Source: RefSeq, a predicted model, not a curated record
CUGGCAGUGGGCGGGCGGGGCGGGCGAGGUCCCGGAAACGCUUCACGGCCCUGUCUAGUGCGCUGACCCGCCCCUUCCCACACUCUCUCCCCCCCCCCCGUUCGGUCUGCACUCUGCCGGUACCACCCGGAGACGCCCCCCUCGCCUCACGCAGACGGAAAAGGGGGGGGAGUUGUCCCACUCCACACACACACAAACACACCCCGGAAGCGACGGGGGGCUUGGCCUCCUCUGCUGCCCCCAACGCCCAGGGGCCGGAUGGGAGGGGAGCGAGAGAUGGUGCUGCUGGAACCGGCCCCCCCGCGAGCGAAGAUGCCAAAAGCAUCAGAAGAGCAUAGCCACUGGGAAGCCCGUUGACUGCUAUUUUCUUAGAGUCUUGAGACUAACAUCAGUCUGACAUGGCACAGAGCAGCCAGCAACUCGACAUGCAGGUACUCCAUGACCUCCGGCAACAUUUCCCUGAGAUCCCAGAGAGUGUGGUGUCACAGUGCAUGCUCCAGAACAACAACAACCUUGAUGCUUGUUGUCGAGCUCUUGCACAGGAGAGUAAUAAAUACCUAUACAUGGAGUACCACCCAGAUGACACUCGUUUGAACAGGAAUCGCCAUCUGCAUAUUAACCUCGGCAUCCAUCCUCACACCAGCUAUCACGGAGGGGAUGGAGCGCAACUUAAUGGUGGUCGUACACUGGUACAUAGUUCAAGUGAUGGACAUAUUGAUCCACAACGCACAGCAGGUAAACAACUGAUAUGCUUAGUUCAAGAACCACACUCUGCUCCAGCUGUUGUGGCAGCUUCUCCCAACUACAAUCCAUUUUUUAUGAAUGACCAGAAUAGAAACGCAGCUACUCCUCCUUUGCAACCACCUCAACAACCUUCUUCCAUACAACCUGGAAUGAAUACAUCUGCUAUGCAAGGCCCGCCUCCUCCUGCGUAUAUGCACAUACCUCGGUAUAGCACAAAUCCUAUAACUGUUACAGUGUCGCAGAAUCUCCCAUCUGGACAGACUGUACCCAGAGCUUUACAAAUUAUUCCUCCAAUUCCAAGCAAUCCUUAUGGGAAUCCUGGAUCUCUCUAUAUUAGGCAGACAUCUCAAAGUUCUUCAGGACGACAGACUCCUACACAAAGUGCACAGUGGCAUUCAUCACCACAAGGCCCAGUGCCCCAUUAUAGUCCACAUCCACUGCCUGUUUAUCCACACCAACAAAACUAUCAACCCUCUCAGUAUUCUCCAAAACAGCCCCAGAUUCCUCAGUCACCUUUUCAGUCGCCACCUGCUUCUCAGUGUCCUUCUCCUUUUGGCUCUCCUCAGCAUCAAGUUCAGCCUACCCCGUUGGGCCAUCAAAGUUCCCAUGUGUUUAUGCCUCCUAGUCCUUCAACUGUGCUACCCCAUUCAUAUCAACAAACGCCCCAAACAUAUCAAAAACCAAGUGGACACUCAGUAUCUUACCUUCCAUAUGGUGGACCUAGCUUAUCCAAAAGCUCCAUGAACAAGAUAGAAAUUACCGUUGAGCCACCACAAAGACCUGGGACUACAAUGAAUAGGAGCCCUUCACCUAUAAGUAACCCACCUUCCCAACGGAAUCAGCACCCACUGUACGCACCUGCUACUCCUCCUUCAAGUUCUCCUUCCAGAAGUAUGUCAAGUCAGCCCAAACCUCCUUAUAGUGUUAAUCCUUUAUAUAUAACAUAUACACAGCCAGCUGGACCUACGGGUGUGCUUACUCAGUCACCUCGGGUCAUGGUAUCUCAGCCAAAUCCAGCAGUUUUUAAAAUCACCGUAGGCAGAGCACCAGCUGAGAACCUUUUAAAUUUAGUGGACCAAGAAGAGCAUUCUGCAGCACCAGAACCAAUUCAGCCUAUUUCAGUUGUACCAGGAUCUGGAUGUGAAAGAGGAAGCCAUAAGUAUCAGAGGAGCUCCAGUUCUGGAUCCGAUGACUAUGCUUAUACUCAAGCCUUGUUGUUACACCAACGUGCAAGGAUGGAGAGGCUAGCAAAGGAACUGAAGUUUGAAAAUGAGGAACUUGAAAAGCUCAAAGCUGAAGUGAAUGGCAUGGAACACGAUCUUAUGCAAAGGCGUCUGAGAAGAGUAAGCUGCACAACCUCAAUCCCAACACCUGAGGAGAUGACCAGAUUGAGAAGCAAGAACAGGCAGCUCCAGAUAAACGUUGACUGUACACAGAAAGAAAUAGAUCUCCUUCAGUCUAGAGGGAACUUUGACCCAAAAGCCAUGACUAACUUUUAUGAUCAUAUAGAGCCUGGUCCUGUUGUGCCACCAAAGCCAUGUAAAAAAGAUCAUCAGAGAAGUUCCAAGCAAGCUCCACGAUCACAGCCAAGAGACGAAGACUUUGAAGGAGCUCCGUGGAAUUGUAAGAGCUGUACUUUUUUAAACCACCCAGCAAUGAAUCGCUGUGAGCAAUGUGAAAUGCCGCGGUAUGCCUGAAUCCAUAAAGGUCUGCUUUGGAUUAAAAACAGGCUCUUGAGGACACAGCCAUAGGAGACGGAUAUAUGAGACACCUUUCAGUCAUCUGCCAGGCGUUUGCCAGCCAAUUAUUUCAAAUUAUAAGGGAGAGAUCCCCCUUCCAUUCAUGCUGCACUAAAUAUUAGUUUGGGGAAAAUACUCCUAUCCCACUGCGUUGAGCAAGACUGAAAGGAUACCCAAAAUGGAUUGCCUCGGUGAAGAAUGUAUAAGGAUUCAGAUGAUUGCUGCUGUUCUAGCCCCUAUAAUUACAUUUGCUGGAUAGUAGCCCUUAUAUAUAUAUAUUUUUAUAAGCAUAGAACUAUUACUUUGUGGUGUGAAGUGUUACAGGUAUCCAGACAAACUGUGAAGAACCAGAUAUGAUAAUCUGGCCACAGCCGUUUGGAAAACAAAGACUCCCUAUGUUUCCAGAUUGUAAACUACUGAAAAAGAAGGAAGGUGUUUUUCUUUUUUGGGGGGGGGGGGGGUUUGAGCAAAAAAAGUAAAAAAAUAAGGAUAUUUGUAAAUGCUGCUUUUUCAGGGUAAUUUAAUUCUACACAAAUGCUGUUUUGAAAUUGUGGAUCAUGGUGAGGAGGGAGACGUACUGUAUGAGCCUUAUUUAUAGAGUACAAUCAGAGGUAUUUUACAAUCCCUUUUGCUUGUACAGCGCUCACCAAGUCAUGUUAACACUGGUAAUUAAGUAAUUAUAUCAUAUUACAGAGGAAAAAAAUAGUGCUGCAUGCUUUUAUUAGGCCAUUGUGUUUUAAAGCUAAAAGUAAAUUAUGCUUUUAUAAACAACGUUCCCUUAAAACUGUGCUUGAUGACAGUAGAGUGGACGUAUGCCAAAUGCAGAACUAUUCCAAAUUCUUUUUGGAAGACUUGAGCUCAGCCAUUGUUAUGUAUGAGAAGUGUUUGCACCCUUUUCCUUAGGCCUUUUCAGCUUCCAAUUAUGUGAAGAAUUCAUUAUGUUUACAGCACAGAAGGUACUUUGUGCCCCCAUUCUGAUUUAGCUGAAAAACAGUAAUCAAUAUUAGCUCUUCAAUAAAGGUUUAUUUGCACACUGUCAAUAAACCAGUCUGUAUUAAUUAGUAAGAGCAGCAGAUCUUUAAAUGCAGUUUUUAAUAAAAAUUGGGCAGUUAAUAGGCAUAAACAAAACAAAACAAAGUGGAAUUGUACUGGUACGUUUAUGCAUCUGAUUAUUAUAAAGAGGAUGUUUGAUUUGUUAGAGUGCUAGGUUGCUGAAAUAAAGCACUCCUUUGUGAAGGUUUCUUGGUUUUGAAGUUGAGUCAUUCUAUAAUAAAACUGUUCAAGAACAGUCA